Cyprinus carpio (common carp) is the source of this 1596-nucleotide messenger RNA. RefSeq names its product heme A synthase COX15-like. The record is from RefSeq and is a predicted model, not a curated record. Gene Ontology annotation, molecular function: oxidoreductase activity, acting on NAD(P)H, heme protein as acceptor. Lineage: Eukaryota; Metazoa; Chordata; Actinopteri; Cypriniformes; Cyprinidae. Gene Ontology annotation, cellular component: mitochondrial inner membrane. Gene Ontology annotation, biological process: heme A biosynthetic process.
UCAUCAGCAGGAAGCAGCAGUAGCAGAAGAAGAACAAGGUCGGUGAGAGGAUCGGCAUGUUACGUGACUAGUAACUUCAUAAUAACAUUCACAUGAAGACAGGGUUAUCUGCGAGCUCGAGAUCAUGGUGCUGCAGGUACUCAGGCUCGCGCUGUCGUGUCGCUGUCAAACUGCGAGCAAAUAUGUACAACAGAUACAGCGAACCCCUUUGCGGCAGUGGCUGCUGAAGAGAGGACAGACCACAGAAGGUGGACAUGUGUCCGUCAGGACGGCGUCGAUGCCCAGCGCGGCGAGCGAUCGAGUGCUGAGUGAUCGAGUGCUGGGCCGUUGGCUGGUGGGCUGCAGCGGGCUGGUGCUGGGUGCCGUGGUCCUGGGAGGGGUCACCAGAUUGACGGAGUCCGGUCUGUCUAUGGUUGACUGGCAUUUAGUGAAAGAGAUGAAGCCACCGCGGACUGAAGCUGAGUGGGAAGAUGAGUUCUCCAAGUACAAACAGUUCCCAGAGUUCAAAAUCUUGAAUCAUGACAUGACUCUGACAGAGUUUAAGUUCAUCUUCUACAUGGAGUGGGGUCACCGCAUGUGGGGCCGGCUGGUUGGACUAGCUUACAUUCUUCCUACAGUGUAUUUCUGGAAAAGAGGAUACUUCAGCCGCUCCAUGAAGCCUCGUGUUUUGGGCCUGUGUGGCUUUGUCUUCUUCCAGGGUCUUCUGGGAUGGUACAUGGUGAAGAGUGGUCUGGAGGAGAAAACCGAAUCGUACGACAUUCCCCGUGUCAGUCAGUACAGGCUGGCGGCUCACCUGGGCUCCGCGCUGCUGCUGUACUGCUCCAGUCUCUGGAUGGGACUCACGCUCAUGCUGCCUGCCAGCAAGAUCCCUGACAGCAGGAAUUUGCUGCAGUUAAGGAGGUUUGCCAAGGCUACAGGCGGCCUGGUCUUCCUCACGGCACUCUCAGGUGCUUUUGUCGCUGGACUGGAUGCAGGUUUGGUUUAUAACUCCUUCCCAAAGAUGGGCGAGCGCUGGAUCCCUGAUGAUCUUCUGGCUUUUUCCCCAACCAUCAAGAAUGUGUUUGAAAAUCCCACCACGGUUCAGUUUGACCAUCGUAUCCUGGGCAUCGCCUCACUGUCAGCCAUCACAGGACUCUACCUCUUCUCCAGACGGGUCCACCUACCCAGACGGGUGAAGAUCGCGAUUGGCUGUCUCACAGCUAUGGCCUACACACAAGUGGCUCUGGGCAUUAGCACCCUGCUGCUCUAUGUUCCCACACCGCUGGCAGCCACACAUCAGUCCGGAUCAGUGGCACUGCUCACCUUCGCCAUCUGGGUCUUGGCUGAGCUGCGAAAAGUGGUCAAGUAGAGAGUUAUCAGAUUUCAUGCUAUAAUAUAUUUUAAUAAAAUAUGCUUUAGGCUUGUGAGCUUCAUCUUGUCUUUUUUUUUUUCUUUUUUUUUAUGCAUGGGUUUAAUAUGAACCCAGCACAUGGUAUAGUUGUGAAAUACAUUGAACUGUUUCAUUUUUAAAGCCUGUUUGUACAUGUUUGAUUUAUGCAAAAAAGGUGUUUGUACUGUGUGACUGCUUAUUUCAAACCAAUAAAAUUAUCAUCUGUA